Messenger RNA from Nomia melanderi (Alkali bee), 2565 nucleotides. RefSeq names its product putative ATP-dependent RNA helicase DDX10. Lineage: Eukaryota; Metazoa; Arthropoda; Insecta; Hymenoptera; Halictidae. The record is from RefSeq and is a predicted model, not a curated record. Gene Ontology annotation, molecular function: nucleic acid binding; ATP binding; RNA helicase activity.
UAUAUAACUAUUAAUUGCCAUGUGGUUUCGUGUACCUAUCAGUUGUCAAUAUAACCUCUUAAAUUUUUCGCAUAGUAUUACGUAUUUGACAUAUAAGUAAUACGCAAUGGCUAAAAAAAACAAAGUUAAAGUUUACAAUACAAAGAAAAAACAUAUUUCUGAAACAAAAAUAAUCACACAAUUACAAUCGAAGUAUAAUGACAUUGAUGAAACGAGGAUAAUAAAGUUUAGUGACCUUCCUUUAUCAUCGAGAACUUUAAAAGGCUUAGCAGAAAAUAAUUAUAUUGAGAUGACAGAUAUACAGAAGCAAAGUAUUGGAUUAGCAUUACGUGGUAAUGAUAUCUUAGGAGCAGCAAAAACUGGUAGUGGAAAAACUUUAGCAUUUCUUAUUCCGGUAUUGGAAAUUUUAUAUUGUAAACAAUGGAGCAGGUUAGAUGGACUUGGUGCACUGGUUAUCACACCAACCAGAGAACUUGCUUAUCAAAUAUAUGAAACCUUACGUAAAGUUGGAUCACACCAUGAUAUUUCUGCUGGUCUUAUUAUUGGUGGAAAAGAUUUAAAAUUUGAAAAAAAGCGCAUGGACCAAUGUAAUAUCGUCAUAUGUACUCCAGGACGUUUAUUACAACAUAUGGAUGAAAAUCCUUUAUUUGACUGUGUAAAUAUGCAGAUUUUAAUAUUAGAUGAAGCUGACCGAUGUUUGGAUAUGGGUUUUGAGCAAACUAUGAAUUCUAUUAUAGAAAAUUUGCCUCCAAAAAGACAAACACUCUUAUUCUCUGCAACUCAAACAAGGUCUGUCAAAGAUUUAGCCAGAUUAAGCUUGAAAGACCCUAUGUAUGUAUCUGUUCAUGAACAUUCUACUCAUACUACACCUGAAACUUUGCAACAGAGUUAUGUUAUAUGUGCCUUGGAAGAUAAAGUAUCAAUGCUAUGGUCGUUUCUACGAAAUCACUUGAAACAAAAAGUUAUUGUAUUUUUCUCUAGUUGUAAACAGGUAAAAUAUGCAUAUGAAAUAUUCUGCAGAUUGAGACCUGGCAUAAGUUUAUUAGCUCUUUAUGGUACUUUACAUCAACUCAGAAGAAUGGAAAUUUAUGAAACUUUUUGUAAGAAACAAUUUGCAGUUUUAUUUGCCACUGACAUUGCAGCUCGUGGAUUAGAUUUCCCUGCUGUAAAUUGGGUUGUACAAAUGGAUUGCCCUGAAGAUGCAAAUGCAUAUAUACAUCGUGCUGGUAGAACUGCUAGGUUUAAAAGUGGUGGUGAAUCUUUAUUAGUUUUAUUACCUUCUGAAGAAAGUAUGAUUGAUAAGUUAAAGGAGCGCAAAAUUCCAAUAUCUAUGAUUCAGAUAAAUCCAAACAAAUUACAAAAUCCUCAACGUAAAAUGGAAGCAUUAUUAGCGAGGGAUGUAUCACUAAAGGAAAGUGCUCAAAGAGCAUUUGUAGCAUAUGUGAAAUCAGUCUUUUUAAUGAAGGAUAAAGAAGUUUUUAAUGUUCGAGCAUUAAAUACUGAUGCAUUUGCGAGAUCGUUAGGAUUAGCUAUACCUCCAAGAAUACGGUUUCUACAAAGAAUGGAACAAAAACGACUAUCUUCUAAAAAUGUUGACUUUAAAGAACAAAUUACAAAUAAUGAAUCAAAUAAUUAUAUACAUCAAGAAAAUAGUCCAAACUCUUUUAAUGAUGAGGACUCUGAGAAAGAUGAAAAUAUCAAAAAUCAAAUGACGAAAACAAACAAUUUUGCACUGGAUGACAGUGAUGAUGAUGACAUAUUAACUUUGAAAAGAAAAAAUAUAAACAUUGAUGAUAUACCUGAAGUUUUCGCUAAUGAUGAUAAUUUGGAUUUAAAUAAAAAGAAAGCUGUAACAAAAGCCGCAAUAGCUAAAAAGAUUCUCAGGAAGAAAAUAGUACCAAAUAAGAGAACGACUUUUGACGAGGAGGGAGAGAGAGUACUGGAUCCUACUAAAGUAAAGGUAUCAGAUUUAGCACGACAAUAUGAAAAUGAAGAAGAAUCUGGUAUUAAUAUAGAAAUAGCGAAACAAGUAUUACGCGAAGAAGACAGAUUUGAUAAACAACGCUUUAGGCAAAAAAUUAAAGAGAAACACAAAGAAGAAAAACGAAAAUUAAAAGCCAGUAAGAAAAAAGAAGAUACAGAUCAAUUUAGUGAUGAAGAAAAUAUGGAAAAUAUUGAUGAUAAUAAUGGUAGCGAAAGUGAACAAAGUGAACCGGAUUUAUCAUGGUUACCAGAUCCGGAUAAAAUUUAUGGUAAAGAAAAUGAAAAUAAUAAAGAUACGUUAGAAGACUCUGAAUCAGAGGAAUAUGAAGAGGAAAGCAAAAUACAUAGACCUCCUAAAAGGAAACUUCUAACACAGGACAAUUACAAAAGAAUAAAGAAAAAACAAAAAACAGCAAUUGAUAUAGAGAACACACAUUUAAAAGCGGACGAGGAACUAGCAUUACAACUUUUACAAAAUUAAACCAAAUUUGUAUAUUUUUGAGAAAUUUGUUGAAGAAGUCUUUAAUCUUUUUUCUUAUACUGAUACAACAUUGUCAAUACCAUUAUUGAUUUUUAUCUACA